Molecule: messenger RNA, 1805 nt
Organism: Ricinus communis (castor bean)
Lineage: Eukaryota; Viridiplantae; Streptophyta; Magnoliopsida; Malpighiales; Euphorbiaceae
Exons: 5
Coding region: 444-1574 (376 amino acids)
Source: RefSeq, a predicted model, not a curated record
UCCAUAUUUUGGAGGUUUUCCCUAACAUGGAAAAAAUCACACCUACCGCUCAGUAAUCAUUCAUCAUCUUGAGUCAUUGACCAUCGCCUUCAUGUCAAAUGUGUAAAGGCUAUUUUCGUCCACGUAAAAACGUAAGAAGAAGAACCAGACCAGUUCUUACUCACUACUGCUCCUGGUCAGCCGCGAAAAUACCAAAACAAAAUCCAAAACACCCAACUGAAGUACAGCAAACACAUCAUUAAUUUAUUAGGUUAUACAGUCACUACUAAAUAAGAGUCGAGCAUUUUCCCUCUGCUGUACAAAACCCAGAUCUCUUUUUGGGAAAAAGAUUCAAGCUUUUACUUAUAAUAAAUCUCUGAUUAGCCGUUUCAUUCAAAACCCUGAUCAGUUUUUGGGAAAAAGAUUCAAGGUUUUACUUGUAAUAAAUCUCUGAUUAGCCAGAAAUGGCUGGAGGGGUUAACAGGAAAAUAUCUGCGGCUUCUGCUAGAGCUCACACUAGAAGAGCUAAGCAAAACCGUUCUUUUAAGCUUCCUUCAGGGAUUUUCUCGAAAAUAUUAUUGGUCUUGUUUGUGGGGAUUUUGGCAUGGGCUUAUCAGUCAAUCCUACCUCCUUCACCCAAGACAUGUGGUUCUGCAGGUGGUCCUCCAAUUACAGCACCAAGAAUAAAGCUUAGAGAUGGGAGACAUUUGGCCUACAAAGAACAUGGUGUCUCAAAAGAUGUGGCCAAAUUCAAAAUAAUUUUUGUCCAUGGUUUUAAGAGUAAUAUGCACGAAGCUGUUAUUGCCACUCAUUUAUCACCGGAAAUUGUUGAAGAAUUAGGGGUAUAUAUCGUGUCCUUUGACAGACCAGGCUAUGGAGAGAGUGAUCCUCAUCCAAAGAGAACAUUGAAAAGCCUGGCUUUGGAUAUUGAAGAGCUUGCUGAUCAAUUGGGACUAGGAUCUAAAUUUUAUAUAGUCGGCUUUUCCAUGGGUGGUGAGUUAACUUGGAGCUGCCUCAAGUACAUUCCUCACAGGCUAGCAGGAGCAACGCUGUUAACUCCAGUUACUAACUACUGGUGGCCUGGUUUUCCUGCAAACUUAUCUAAAGAAGCCUACAAGCAACAGUUUCCACAAGACCAAUGGGUGCUCCGUGUUGCCCACUAUGCCCCCUGGCUAACUUAUUGGUGGAAUACUCAAAAGUGGUUCCCUGGCUCUUCUGCUAUAGCUAUGAAUCCUAAUAUUUUAUCUCGGCAAGACAAAGAAGUUGUAGCAAAGCUUUUGCAGGAAAAAAACAAUUAUGAGGGAUAUGCAACACAGCAAGGAGAACCUGAAUCUAUUCACCGUGACUUGAUGAUUGGCUUUGGCACCUGGGAGUUUGAUCCUAUGGAUCUUGAAAAUCCAUUUCCAAACAACGAAGGUUCUGUUCAUCUAUGGCAAGGAGAUGAAGAUGGUCUCGUGCCUGUUAUGUUGCAGCGCUAUAUUGCUCAACGGCUUUCCUGGAUUCACUAUCACGAGCUACCAGGUUCCGGCCACAUGUUUCCUUUUGUUGAUGGGAUGGCUGACAGAAUUAUGAAGGCGAAGCUAACUGGAGAGUAGUAACCUUCCAUAUUGAUGUGGCUACUACCUCUGGUCAGACUCUGGUUUUCUUUUGCUAUUCGACCUGAAGACUGAAAUUUCUGUCCCUCGCUGUUUUUGUACAAAUAAAACCUUGUACCAAUAGUUAUAAUUAAUUGCCUCAAAAUUAUGCAAGUUCUUGGAAAUUGAGUUUGAACAUUGGCUAUUGCCUAGCUGGGAUGGUGGUUUUAAAUUUUAGCUGGUGUUCCGAGA